This is a messenger RNA of Ictalurus furcatus (blue catfish), 3964 nucleotides long. It is a transcript of the gene ctc1, whose product is annotated as CTS telomere maintenance complex component 1. The transcript has 23 exons. Bases 178 to 3681 code for a protein of 1167 amino acids. Lineage: Eukaryota; Metazoa; Chordata; Actinopteri; Siluriformes; Ictaluridae. The record is from RefSeq and is a predicted model, not a curated record. Gene Ontology annotation, molecular function: telomeric repeat DNA binding; single-stranded DNA binding. Gene Ontology annotation, cellular component: CST complex. Gene Ontology annotation, biological process: positive regulation of DNA replication; telomere maintenance via telomere lengthening.
AGGUUUAUUUAGCUAGUGAAGAAGUAGUGUUGAUGUGGUUUUGAAUACGUUAGCGCGAGCGUCGGGUUUAUUUUUAAGGAAGGUUUCUACAGAAUAAGUGUUAAUAAUACAUUAAUAACAGGAUUAAUCCUGUACCUGCGGUAAGAGAGAGUCAGUAAGUGGUCCUGAACGCGCUUCAUGUUGGAGAUGGAGGAGUUUAUAGAGCAUUAUAAACACUACACCGCAGUGGAGCAGGCGUGGCUGUGUGAGGUGUACACAGGGGUGUGUGAUUGGCUGCACCCGGUUGUGGGUGUGUCUCUGGGUGUGUUGGAGGAGCAGCUGGCGCAUGCUGUGGUGCUGAGACUUCAGAGGACUCAUCACUCUCUCCCCAUCAGCUACAGGUUCGUAUCAGUAGCACAGCUGAUCAGCACCCAGCACACAUCCUGCUUCAGCAGCCUCACCUGGAGCACCAGUCAGCACAGAGAAUGGAGCAGGGAGGCGGAGCAACACCUGCCCAGUCACAAGGCCCUCUCACGCACUAACCUGAUCUUGAUUGGCCUGCUGUGUGACGGGCGUGUCUCAGCUCAGUGUGACGGCUCUUGGAGAGUGAGAGAUGCCAGUGGUAGUGUGCACUGUGAGGUUCUGAGCUCGUCACCGCUCUGGCUCGGGAGGCUGAUGCUCUUCCCCACCUGGAACUACAUUUCCUACAAUGCACCAGGGCCAGGACAGCAAUCUGAAGGCUGCUUAGAGCUGAUUGACUCGCCUGUCUGUGUGACCCCUGACCUCACGGCGUUUGACCCCGGAGGGUCACUGAGUGAUGUCAUUGGGGUCAAGAAGGCAGCCAGACUGCUGAGACAGAAGAGCAGUAGAGGAGUGUAUAUGUGUGUGUAUGGAGAGGUGUGUGUGAUCUGCCCCCUGAUGGUCAUUUCUGGAAAAACCUUCUUCUGCCUGGUCCUCAGUGAGGGAGACUCCACCAUCCCUGUACUGGUCACGGUCCCAGAGUGUGUGUACUGGAGACAGUGUGUGUCUGUAGGACAGAGUGUGUGUAUUUCAGCGCUGCGUGUGUGUUCUGUUCGAGGGUGGGCGGGGCAACGAGUGCUGUCUGUCACCGCAGAGUCACGCCUACAUCCAAACUCCAGAAUAGGCGGAGAGUCUGAGGUCACGGACACACACUCGGAUUCACACUCGGAAUCACACACACAGUCACAGUCACACACACACACGGACACACACCUGCAGCAGGAGUAUGAGGAGGCCCAGGUGCAUGAUGGUCCGGUGCGAACAAAACUCUCCAAAAUCAUCAGCUACAGGGGCCGCAUCACUGGAGUCCGGGACGUGGAGGCGGGGCUUUAUGAGAUUGAUGGGAAGAUGUUGCUGUGUCUGGCGUAUCAGCCAGUGAGGAAGUGGGGCGGCGGCUUAAGACCGGGGGCGGAGAUUGAGCUUCACAACGUCCACUUCCUGUUCCGCCCGUCUCCGAACGCACCUGACAUCGUGCUGUGUGCAUGUUUACGCUCCACUGUCUCCGUGACAACCUUCAGUCCGCUGAGGUCAAAGGUCACUCUGCAGAGGUCAGACGGCCCUCUGGUGCGUUUCCUGUUGGAGAAGAACCUCAGCCUGUCGGAGUACCUGUGGCUCUGCUACUGCCACACUGCACUCACUGACAGGUUGUGUCCACGCUGGGUGUGUGAAGCUCGAGUGUGUGUGGUGGCAGGAAGGAUACUGCAGGUCAUUUUAGGAGACAAAGACAUGAAGAAAAACAAGAGAGACAUUUAUAAAGAAAUGCUGCAGGACACACACACCUGUCCCCUCACUCAGGUAACACACACACACUCCUGUCCCCUCACUCAGGUAACACACACACACUCCUGUCCCCUCACUCAGGUAACACACACACACUCCUGUCCCCUCACUCAGGUAACACACUACCGUGUGUCUAGUUCCAGUAUGUCCCUGUACUCUAUAAAGCAGCUGUGUGAUUGGUUAGAGAAGGAGAGUUGGGCAUGUCUCUCUCUGUCGCUGCUCCUUCCGUCUUCAGCAUGUCACAUGACCCGAGCUCAGCUGAACCCGCCUCUGUCAUGGUCAGCGCACACACACACUCUGGCGAACACAUACAUAGUGUUGGUGGGCGUGUUGGAGCUGAAUGUGGGUGGAACCACAGUGAGGCUGGUGGACCAGACCGGAGCCAUUGACUGUGUGUGUGUGCAGAGUUCAACCUCAGAGCAGUGUGGGUCCAUCGAUACGGCAUGGAUGGCGGGCCCAUCCCAAACCAGCAGGAGGAGGGAGACCGAGGGGACGAGUGUAGAAUCCUGCGUGUCACUGCUGUUUCAUGUGCACUCCAAACAGGGCGUGGCUUUUCGAAAUGUCCAGUCGACCAAUGAGGCACAUGCGCUUAUUCUGAGCUUUGUCGUCAAGGCAACACGUCUCGGAGACGUACAGGUUUGGGACAGAGACCCGAAGAACCGCAGCGUGGAGGAGAGAGAGAUGAAGGGAGCCGAGAUCACCAUGGAGCUGCAGUUUGUGGACUCUGCUGUUCGUUGGUUUCCUCUACUGCAGCCAGGAACAGUGUACAGACUCAUUGCUCUACACACACAGGAUGUGGACGUGUUGUCCUGUAGCUUUGUUUCUGUGAGGGGUGGAGUUUCUCUCCUCAGUAACCCUGCCCUCCUCAUACAGUCCAAGUGGCGCAUACACACACUCACACCACCACUGCUUCUGUCACAGCCAGAGAUUCAGAGGGUGAUGAGUGUCUCUGAAGUUCUCCAUGCCAGCUCGGCUGAUGUCGUAUCCUUUUAUGGAGUGAUCUCUGAGCGAAUCACACUGCAGGGGGAGACGAGUAAAACCCCCUCUGUCAAAUCACUGAUCUGCACUAAAGAAGGUGUGAUGGAGACAGGUCUGCGUGUGCGUCUCACUCUGCUGGAUGUUGAAUCUCCACAUCACCCACUGCAGGUGUACCUGGAUUUGACCCACAAUGCCUACACACCUGGACUCAUCACCGGGACAACCGUUCACCUGUACCAUUUCCAGCGCAGAGUGUCUGUUGUUUGUAAUGUGUACUGUUGUUCUCUGCCCAUCAGCUGUGUGAUAGUCUCAGGUUUGGGGUCAGUUAAGCCCCACCCUCCCCCUCCCACAAUGCAUCUGGGCGAGUGGGCUUCAGUUCGGGCAGAGCACAGCAUCAUGGGUCAGGUCAGAGGUCACAUGGUGUGUGUUCUGUCUCUGAGGCUGCAGUGGACAUGUUCUCUCUGUGAGAGUAUCUUCAAACAGGCUGCCUGCAGUCGACUCUGCCCACCAUGUGACUCAACCAGUGCCGUGUUUCAGGCCGAGGCCAAAGUGGCAGUAGAAGACGGUACAGGUGAGGCUCAGGUGUGGUUUCCUACAGAAACUCUGGCUAACCUACUGCUACUAGGCGAGUCAGAGUGGGAGGGGCUUCAGCGGCUUGUCAGGGUCAAAGGUCAUGUGAGAAUGUACGCUCGUGGGCGGAGCAUGGUGUGUGAUGUGGACCCUGAAGAUCCGCUGGUGCAGUAUCUGUGCUGUGUGUGUUCCAGCCGCGCAGUGUGUCGCCACAUCACACUCACCUGUAAACUGCGCUCUCACAAACCAGAGAAAGCCCAGUUGAGGAAAGUUAGCAGAGGAGACAGAGAGUUCCUCACCAAGUUUCCCAAACCACUUCAACUACAAUGCACACACAUACACACUCUCACAUAGACACACUCUCACACACACACACUCACACACACACACUCUCAAACACACACUCUCAGAUAGACACACAAACACACACAUCCACACUCUCACAUAGACACCCACACACUCUCAUAUAGACACACACACACAUUUAGGCAUACACAACCUCGCACACAUUCAGUGACACUCCACACAGCGACACACACACAGACUGAAAAUAUAUACACAGUGUGUAUGUGUGUGUGUAAUUGUGACUGUCUGAACAUAUGUUAAUGGUAUAAUUUAAUAAAUCUAUUUUGAAAUG